AUGGGCGGCGCGGAGCGCAAGAAGCACGUCCGCUUCGCCGCCGGGCCGGGGGCCGGCAGCGGGCCGGGUUCGGUACCGGGCCCGGCUCCUCGCCCUCCCGUGCCGGAGCACGCCGAGGUGCCGGCGGCCGGCGGCCGCUGCGGCGGGGAGGGAGCGGCGCUGCGGUGGUGCAUCUCCGGGGCGCUGUGCGCCGCCUUCCUGGGGCUGGGGAUGAGCAUCGCCGUGCUGGGGCCCACCUUCCAGAACCUGGCCGAGAACGUGCGCAGGAACGUGACCGACAUCUACUUCGUCUUCGUGGGCCGCUCCCUCGGCUACCUCGGCGGGUCGGUGCUCGGCGGGGUCCUGUUCGACUGCGUCAACGCGCACCUGCUGCUGGCACUGUCCAUGCUUGGAACGACGGUUGGCCUUUAUGGCAUACCUUGGUGUAAGAAAUCCCUGCUGCUGACCGUCCUGAUGUCAGUUAUUGGAGCUUCCAUGGGAGUCCUAGACACAGGUGGCAAUGUACUUGCACUGAACACGUGGGGGGUAGAGGCCGGACCGCACAUGCAGGCUUUGCACUUCAGUUUUGCUGUAGGUGCGUUUGUGGCUCCGAUUCUGGCUAAAAUGGCACUGGGAAGUUCCGAACCUGGAGACCUUCCAGUAGGUGAGAAGACAAACCGGUCUGUCCCGAGACCCGUGCCCACAGCGUCAGCUCCGCUAGCGCUGAGGCACCGCCUCGGGGCAGAGUUCCUGUGGUCCUAUGUUGUCAUAGGGACCUACCUCCUGUUUGUGUCCUUCUUCUUUUUUAUUUUGUAUUCAAAGAGCGGCUCAGCUCGAGACAAAUCAAAGGCGUCUCUGCAGAAAUGCAAGGUUGCCAAACACCACUAUGCCCUCAUCAUUCUCCUGUUCAUUUUCUUCUUCUGCUACGUGGGAGCGGAGGUUACUUACGGCUCCUACAUAUUUACUUACGCAAAGGUCUUUGCCGAGAUGAAUGAAAACGAAGCAGCUGCUUUGAAUUCUGUCUUCUGGGGCGCGUUUGCGGCUUGCAGAGGAGUGGCAAUAUUUUGUGCUGCCUGCAUGUACCCUGGUACUAUGAUCCUGCUGAGCCUCGUCGGCUCCGCCGUCUCCUCCUCGUGCCUGGCGUUCUUCGCGCAGUACGCGGUUUCCCUGUGGGCUGGGACCGCUGUGUACGGAGCGUCCAUGGCCACCAUCUUCCCCAGCGGCAUUUCCUGGAUCGAGCAGUACACGGUCAUACAGGGCAAGUCGGCUUCCUUGUUCGUGGUGGGAGCCGCCCUCGGGGAGAUGUGCAUCCCCGCGGCCGUCGGCUACCUGCAGGGGCAGUUUGACCACGUCCCCGUGGUCAUGUACACGGCCCUGGCAACCUCUGCCGUGACGGUGCUGCUGUUCCCCGUGAUGUACAAAUUGGCCAGCGCUCCCGGGGAGAGCGGUUCCAAAGCAGUGGGCGAGAGCGAGGACCGGAAAGCUCUGUUGUCAAAUUCGGGGCUUAACGAGGACGAAGAGGAUGAGGAGGAUGCGGGAGAGUGGAAUGAAGCGGACUUUGAGGUAAUAGAAAUGAACGAUACGCUGAGAAACUCUGUGAUAGAGACCUCCCGUAAGAUACCGGGGGACUCUCCGGCCAAAGUCUCCCUCCAGCCACACCCAGACGAUGUUUUGGGCGAUUCUCCAGCGGUGGCUGGUGGCUCCCCCGGGAGAAAAAACGUGAAUGCUGACCGGGAGAAGAAUGAUUAAAGUAAAAACUGUGGAUUUUUUUUUUUUUUUUUUAAUGGAAAUGCAAUUGAAUUGUAGCUGUUCCUGUAAAGUGGCUCAAGGAUCUUUUCAUAGUGGCGCAGAGCUGAGUGUUUCAUUUCUGUGUUUGUCUGGUCCUUCUUCCUCUUCCAGUUUCGGCCUGCAGCGAAGUGUCUCGGAGCGCACAAGUCCACGAUGAUGUGAAUGUGGUAACAUGAUAACAUCUAUAGACUAUACCGAAAAUGUUAAAACAUACGAGACGGUUUCUAAAUGUCAUGCGUGCCUGUAAGUAAUUUGUGCUGUAAAGUGAGCGAGCUAGGAAAGAGCUGCUCAGACCACACAGCUUUUUGGAGGCGGGUGCAGGGUGCAAUUCCAAGCUGCAUGGUCACAAAAUGUUUCCGUCGGAAAUGAGAGAGAUCUGCUCUCUGUGGUGCUGAACUUAUCUCGUGCAAGAAGAAUGUUCCUGCUGUAUUGAAAUCUGCGUGUGACGAGCCGGGGAACCGAGUUAAAUUUCAGGUGAUGUCUGGCAGCUGUAGAGUGGUCGUCCUGUUGGCAAAUUGCGUACUUCUCUGGUUCUGCCACUAAGAUGAGAAAAAAAUCCAGAUAAAGUUUUAGGAGUGGAACCGUGACUUCUGGGACAUUUGAAAGUGUCGUGUGGGAAGGGGGGACAAAAUGGGUCAUAUUUAUCAGUGUAAGGCUUGGCUCGGAUUUACUAGGCAAAUGAUGUCGGCAAAUCUAAGCUGGAAGCACUUGUGAUUGUUGUUAUGACUUUAAUUACUGCACUACCACUGAAAUCAAGUUUAUGAAGAAGAUAAUUGAUGUGUUAGAUGUCGUUUUAAUGUAUGGUAUUGACACAGGGCCCUGAGAUUUUAAGCCAGUUGCUUACUUUGAAGUUGUCACAACUUUUCUGGCUUCCCGUGCCAGGACUUACAUAGCAAUACGUUACAGGGCAAACUUGAAAACGAGAUGGAAUUAUUGAGGAGACAAUCCUUCCGGGCUGUGCUGAGUCAUCACCUGCCCCAGACCCGUUGGGUUGGAGCCACUCGGCUUUUGUUUCUGUGGGUAGUGACUUACAGGGGGGGGUUUCCUAGAGGAGAAGCAGUUUGCAUUUGUGGAUUCAUUGCUGUGAAGGAGGAAGCCCUCAGGAGAAAUGGUGUCAGCAGGCACUGCCCUGUAAGAACAAAAACACAGCAGCUGAUGGCAAAGUCUGAAACAGCAGCCUUGCAAUUCAUCUACUUGAAAACCAAAAUUUGUAAGUUAGUAUUUUUUAAAGCUGUGUGAUCAGAACAUUUUUAAAAAAUUGCACUUUUCUUAGCAUUUCUUUUUUUGCUAAGAACUUUAAUUUACUAACACAAGAAAGGACUCUCAGUGGAACAUAGCACAGAAUCUUAGACGUUCGGUGUAUUUUCAGAUCUGUUUUGUUCCUUCUCCUGUCCUUUGAGUGUUUAACCGGGAACCGAAUGGCUUUUUCCUUUCUUCUAAGAAGUUGAUGAGAAGCAGGAAUCUACUUGUAGUGAAAACUGUUUUAUUCUUUUUAAUCUUGAAAUGGUAAAGGGCCUCCUUGUCCUGCUGCUGUAGGCAUUUAAAUGCCAUUGCGUAUUUGCCUGAUUCCUCUUUCCUUUUCCUUGUGUGCUUACUUCUGUGGCAUCUUUUCCAGUGCAACGCAUGAACUUGCACUUUAAAAAUAUGGAUUUGUUUCACUUGCUACGCAAGGGUUUUUUUUUUUUUCUGCUUAGAGUUUUUCUAAAUGCUUUUAAUUAUAAGCCCAAAUCCUGUUCUAGCUACAGGUGACGGUGUUCGACCAACAAAAGUAAGUCUGCAUGGCCUUACUCAUUCAGUAAGCUUCUUGUAAUAACAAUAAAUGGCAUGGCAGGGAGAAUGAUUUACACGAGUGCAGAUUAAGAUUAGAUUUCCUGAAGUUUUCUUUCUUUUUCCCUCCUGCACUCUGCAAUAACUGCUUCAUAUUUGGAGGCCGGGGAGCGUUAUCUGAGGGUAUGGCCAAAUCCUGCUGGUGGGUGGAGAGAGGGGAAGUAGCAGCUGCUUCCGCUGUGCUUUUGGGGGAUUUCCUUCCGCUCCCACGGAAGUCACAGGUUAGCCUUUGGGUUCAGUGCAGGGCAACCAACAACACAUACAGAAAUGGGCAUGUGGCAGCGCUCCACUUAGUAGCUGUCCAUCUGCUUUAUCUGAACUGAUAUAAAGUAAGUCCUAACUAUGUCUGCAAAAUUAAUACAAGACCCCAUGAAUGUCCUAGCUGGAAAAUUUACCAAAGUACGAAACCUUUGGCUGGCUUUCUGUCUGAAUUAGAAACAUUGGAAUUCUUUAGUGAUUUUACAAAAAUCUCCACAUACCUGAGAUCAUGUCGACAGA
Messenger RNA from Oxyura jamaicensis (ruddy duck), 4092 nucleotides. RefSeq names its product major facilitator superfamily domain containing 4B (gene SLC60A2). The transcript is spliced from 4 exons. Lineage: Eukaryota; Metazoa; Chordata; Aves; Anseriformes; Anatidae. Gene Ontology annotation, biological process: transmembrane transport. The record is from RefSeq and is a predicted model, not a curated record. The coding region runs from base 1 to 1728 and encodes 575 amino acids.